Diachasma alloeum is the source of this 1126-nucleotide messenger RNA. Its product is annotated as larval cuticle protein A2B. The record is from RefSeq and is a predicted model, not a curated record. The transcript is spliced from 3 exons. Gene Ontology annotation, cellular component: extracellular matrix. The coding region runs from base 34 to 600 and encodes 188 amino acids. NCBI's taxonomy places the organism in Eukaryota, Metazoa, Arthropoda, Insecta, Hymenoptera, Braconidae.
UUGACACAGUCAUAAAUCAAUCAACGAUCCGCAAUGACUAAUAGAGUACUCAUUUUGGCUGCGAUGCUGGCGGUGGCUCGGGCGGGCGUCAUUGCGCCAACUGUGACGGUCCUCCAGCCUGCGGAAGUGGUGGGAAGCACAACUUAUGAUCCUCACCCGCAGUACAGCUACAGCUACAGCGUUGCUGACGAUUUGACUGGCGACCAGAAAACCCAGGAGGAAACCAGGAAUGGAGACGUCGUCCAGGGGAGUUACAGCCUCGUCGAGCCUGAUGGCUCGAGGAGACGGGUGUCCUAUGCCUCCGAUUCUAUCAAUGGAUUCAAUGCCGUUGUUCAACAUGAUCCCAGUCUCACUGUUGUUGGACCUGGACCUGCUUAUAGAACUGCAGUUGUUACUGGCCCGGUUCACAUCGUCCGUCAAUCGGUUGUCGCCGCCGCUAAUGCUAAUCUCCAACGCUCGACCUCAGUCGCGUCUAUCUCGCCAUAUGCAUCUCAAGAUCCUGUUGGACUCAGUGUUCAAGCUGGUGCCCUCUAUGCAAAUCAACCUGUCCAUGGAACCUUUGCCCAGCAAGCUGUAUCUGAACGCGUACCCGGCCAAUAGAUAAUCAAAUCUCAAUUCUGUCGACCGAAAACGAGAUGCGUCACGAUAUCCUGAAAACUCGGGGCUUUGAGGAGUAAAUGUUGACUGUGAAGACAUUCACAGCAAACACGAAUGUCUGAAUUUCAUAAACCUUUUAUAGACAUUUUUCAGACACUGAAAACGUCUGAAUAAAAUGAAAAUGUGUCUGAGUGGCAGACGAACAAGUGCCCAAACAUCUCAAUUCACGUUUGAAAUUCAGACAAUUUUGAUUUACUAAAAAAUCAUGAUUAACCCCCACCGAAAACCAAAAACUAUCAUUAACUAUCAUUAAUGAUAGUUAACUAUCAUUAAUGAUAGUUAAUGAAUAAUCAUGAUUAUUUUUUCGUCUGAAUAAUCAGACGUUCUUUAGUGUAUGAAAAAAGUCUACAAAAUGUAUGAGAAAUUCAGACAUUCGUUUUUGCUGUGUACAUAUUAUCAGAUCUAUUAGAAAACUUUAUUGUGCAAAAAAUAAAAACAACAAACGUGGUAAUAACGUUGUAAAAAAUUC